CCGCGGGACGGCUCGCGCAAGCGUACAAGCCGCAGAACCCUGUGUCAUCUCCCCUAUACCGGGCUUCCGCCACCUUCUCUCCGACCCUGACCGCUGCCGCGGGUGGCCCCUUCCCCCUGCCCCAGUGGGCGGGCGGCAGGGUCUUACCAGUUCCAGGACAGUGUGUUACCACCCUGCUUCAUCAUUACACUUGUAAUUACUAUGCCUGCAUCUGUGCAGCUCUUCAACGUUUAAAAGGUGCCUGUGCAUUGGUGCUAUUUAAUCCUCACUAUCCUAAUGUACAAAAGAGGAAACCAAGACUAAAAGAUUAAAUGAUUUUCAGAGGUCUCUUUACUUGGUAGUAAAGGCAGCAUGGAGAAUGCAGGAGAUGGUGACCAGAGCGGGACUGGAGAGGCUUCUCCUGCCCGGGCCAGAGCUGAGAGUGCUGCUCAGCAGGUGCCUCGGGAAGAGCAGGGGCAGCUUCUUUACCAGGAGGAAACCAUUGACCUUGGUGGGGAUGACUUUGGGUCUGAAGAGAAUGAGACCAUAUCAGAAGACUCUCAUAAUUUCAUGGAUAAGCUUAAUGAGCACAUGAUGGAGAGCGUCCUCAUUUCUGACUCUCCUAAUAAUAGCGAAGAUGAUGUGGGUGACCUUGGUUGUUUGCAGGAUGUCGUGGAGCCCAUAGAAGGUAAUAACGCUGAUCACAGCCUGGAAAAUAUUCAGGAUAAAGAAGAAAUGGACACUCUGAGUAACAACAGUGAAACUGAUGGGGAUGAUACACCUAAAGAUGUCUCCGACAUGACCCCUGAUAGCAGAGCAUCUUUGAAAGAAGACUCAACACGAGAAGUGAAAGCUGGUCCCAUGUUUGAGAAUGAAGACACCGAGGACUUGGUGCCCAGGAACGAGAAUACUCACCCGGAAGAGCAGGUGUCAGAAGUGUCUUCCAGUCAGUCCUCUUCUAAAGACCAGCCCAUCCCUGUGUGCACCAUUUUCAGCAAGUCCAGCUCAGCUGCUUCCCAGCCUCCCUUGUUCUUGCACAACGGCUUCGAGUCUCAGAUGGUGAAAUCGCCCAGUUUCAGCAGCGCUAGUGAGACCGCAGCCAAGACGCCUCCACAGGUCGUCCAGCCCAGUCCCAGCCUGAGCAAAUUCUUCGGAGAUACAAUCAACACUAAUUCCUUGGCCUCUGACUUCUUUGAUUCCUUCACUACUUCCACUUUCAUUUCUGUCAGUAAUCCCAACGCAGGCUCUUCAGUUCCAGAGAAAUUGUCUUCACUUGCUGCUCCAGUGGGAGAAACUUCCCCCGAUUCUGCCGACCCUUCUUACUCUGCAGGAAUUGAAAGAUCAGAAUCCGGUGUUUCUACAGCUUCUCUAGAAAUUCCUGAGUCUCCAAAACCAUUUUCACAAAUACAGGCCGUAUUUGCAGGAAGCGAUGACCCCUUUGCCACUGCCCUGAGCAUGAGCGAGAUGGACCGAAGGAAUGAUGCGUGGCUUCCCAGCGAGGGGACCAGGGAUGUCCUCAUCUCAGUAGCCACCCAGCAGUAUGGCACCGUGUUCAUAGACAAGGAGAACCUCACCAUGCCAGGCCUCAAGUUUGACAACAUUCAGGGAGAUGCAGUUAGAGAUUUGAUGCUUCGCUUCCUGGGUGAAAAAGCUGCAGCAAAGAGACAGGUCUUAAAUGCCAACUCAGUGGAACAGUCUUUUGUUGGAUUGAAACAGCUCAUCAACUGCAAAAACUGGAGGGCAGCAGUUGACCUGUGUGGACGCCUUCUCACCGCCCACGGCCAAGGCUACGGCAAGAGUGGACUGCCUACCAGCCAUACGACUGACUCACUGCAGCUUUGGUUUGUGAGACUGGCACUACUGGUGAAGCUGGGACUUUUCCAGAAUGCUGACAUGGAGUUUGAGCCCUUUGGAAAUCUAGAUCAGCCCGAUCUUUAUUAUGAAUACUACCCUCACGUGUAUCCUGGGCGCAGAGGCUCCAUGGUUCCCUUUUCAAUGCGCAUCUUGCAUGCAGAGCUUCAGCAGUAUCUGGGGAAUCCGCAGGAGUCACUGGACAGACUGCACAAGGUGAAGACCGUCUGCAGCCAGAUCCUGGCCAAUCUGGAGCAAGGCCUAGCUGAAGAUGGGGGCUUGGGCAGCAUCAGCCCUGAGAACAGGCAGGCCUCUGUGCAGCUGUGGAGGUCACGUCUGGGCCGGGUGAUGUACUCCACGGCCAACUGUCUGCUCCUGAUGAAGGACUACGUGCUUGCUGUGGAUGCGUACCACUCCGUUACCAAGUGCUACCCGGAGCAGGAGCCUCAGCUGCUGAGCGGCAUCGGCCGCCUCUUCCUGCAGAUUGGAGACAUAAAGACAGCUGAAAAGUAUUUUCAAGACGUUGAAAAAGUAACACAGAAAUUGAAGGGACAACAGGGUAAAAUAAUGGUUUUAAUGAACAGAGCGUUCCUACACCUCGGUCAGAAUAACUUUGCAGAAGCCCACAAGUUCUUCACUGAGAUUUUAAGGAUGGAGCCAACAAAUGCAGUGGCCAACAACAAUGCUGCGGUGUGCCUGCUUUACCUGGGCAGACUCAAGGACUCCCUGCGGCAGCUGGAGGCUAUGGUCCAGCAGGACCCCAGGCAGUACCUGCAUGAGAGUGUACUCUUCAACCUGACCACCAUGUACGAGCUGGAGUCCUCGCGCAGCAUGCAGAAGAAGCAGUGCCUGCUCGAGGCCGUCGCCAGCAAGGAGGGGGACAGCUUUAACACACAGUGCCUCAAGCUGGCUUAGUGUCCUCCGUGCCACUGCAGUCCGAGAACUCUGCUCCUUGGGAACUGUGUACAUGGAUCUAACAUAUUAAUGCAGCUCUGGCGAAUUCAAUAAAAGCCGUUUCACUGGU
This is a messenger RNA of Cynocephalus volans (Philippine flying lemur), 2854 nucleotides long. RefSeq names its product trafficking protein particle complex subunit 12 (gene TRAPPC12). Gene Ontology annotation, cellular component: Golgi apparatus; TRAPP complex. Gene Ontology annotation, molecular function: protein binding. The transcript has 13 exons. The record is from RefSeq and is a predicted model, not a curated record. The coding region runs from base 352 to 2745 and encodes 797 amino acids. NCBI's taxonomy places the organism in Eukaryota, Metazoa, Chordata, Mammalia, Dermoptera, Cynocephalidae.